Lachnellula hyalina is the source of this 3561-nucleotide messenger RNA. RefSeq names its product Histone-lysine N-methyltransferase (gene ezh2). Gene Ontology annotation, molecular function: protein binding; histone methyltransferase activity. Gene Ontology annotation, biological process: chromatin remodeling. The record is from RefSeq and is a predicted model, not a curated record. Bases 1 to 3561 code for a protein of 1186 amino acids. The transcript has 4 exons. Lineage: Eukaryota; Fungi; Ascomycota; Leotiomycetes; Helotiales; Lachnaceae.
AUGCCAGUCGAUAUCGAUCUGACUCAGGACUCCGAGGAUGAGUCGGUUAGGCCAUCAAGGUCAGUGGCCCCGGGACUCUCUUACAUAGAUCUUACCGAAGAUGGAGAUGAUGGGUCAGUACUGUCUGCUUCUAGCAGAACGCGUAACGAUCAUUCCAGAACUGCAACACCUCGAAAGGUCAAGCCAAAUCCUGGGGGAUCGGUCAGCCCCGCGUUGUCCAAGAACGCUCCUCCCCCAAGAGACACAGCGCCUUCUAGAGGACUCCCACGGGAUGGACCGAUCUCGUUCCGGCAAUCUGGAGAAGCUUUUGGCUCAGGGUCCUCUUCACUAGAGAAUGUUAAAUCGAUGCCACCAAAAUCCACCGUCUUGGCAAACACUUCAGGUCCUAGCAGCAAACAGUCACCAUUUCAUCCCUAUGGGUCGCCUCUUGAUAUCCAACAGACACAUCCUGGUGCUCGUGAGUCCUCUCAGCCCAAAGCUGGAAAGGUCCCGCUCCCUAGAGAGCGAGCCGCCAAUGUUGUACCCCCAAGUCUCCGUAGUCCACCAAAAGAGAAACGUGCAGCAUCAAUAACAUCUGCGGCUCCAGCCUCUUGGGCAUCAUCAAAUCUAGCGGAAAAGGAGAGCAGCUCAAGCAAGCCAGUGACGACUGCAGCGCCUGCUAGGCAAUCUCCUACACCCAAAGUCGCACCUGUCGCACACAACCUUGCUAGCUCUAGCAAGCCAGCAGAGGCAUCACGACCUAGCAGACAUUCUUCUAAAGACCAGUUCCUACCGGACUUCUACACAUCAUCCGAAAACGAAGAUCCCAGCUCCAGUGAUUCAGAGGAACCACCAAUUGAGCCAAUAUUACCAAGAAAUGAUAUCCAGCCCAUGCUGGUCACACCUUCAAAAAGGUCAUCGCGAAGCAAGUUGCACGCACAGAGAUCGAUACCUGAUUCCAUUGGAUCACCUUCACCCAACUUCGCACGAUUACGAAAUACUCAAAACCCUCCAAACCCGACAAAACGAGACGAGUCUCCACGCGAGGUUAUGACACGCCGCAAUAUGUCAAAGGAGAAGAAUGGAGAGGGUCUCAACCAGCCAAAUACUCCAACCAUUCGGGGUCUAGAAGAGUCUCUCCGUUCGUUGGAGCGAGACAUGAAGAAUGUGCAUGCUUUAACUAUCAGGCACUUAUUACGCGAUGCUAGGGAGGCCGAAGCCGCCAGAGAACAGCUGUUUGUUGACGCUGUAUCUCCAUUUGGUUCUCUGAAAGGUAUCCAGCUUGAGCUAAAGACCCCGCUUCCAAAAGGGGCGUAUUCACAGCAACUAGAUUCUUAUACCGUGAAGGGCAAGAGCAGCAAUAAUAAUAGCAAACUUACUAAAAGCCGCAGUAUUAUAGUUGCAAAAACCUUCAAAUCGGAUGUUUCACGCGUCCCAAAGUUCAGCUCUCAUACUUUUGUUCGCCGCAACAUAUUAUCGGCCGACGAUGAAAAGCUUAGAUUUGUGCCAUAUCUAGGAGAUGUGGAUAGUAGUCAAAAUAACAAGCGGCGAUUGGAAAAAGAUCUAGCAGAGGCUUAUACUGCGGAACGCUCCGAACCAAGUCGGGUCUCUGAAAACAUUUCUAACCUUGGGGCUCACCUUGAGUAUUGGCUAGAAGAUCUGGAUAUAGGAUGCACCAAGCAGAUUCUGGAACACUACAUUCUAAGACAAGAGGAUAUCGAUGAGUCUGGACUUGGGAAGAAAGCUAGGAAAACGUUACUUAAGUCGUUUGCCACACCAUUGACUACCGAGAAUCUAAAGAUGGCGAAUAAAUUCUCUCAAGCUUUCGAGACAGUUUUUGGUCUUUCUCUAGCCAAGGUUUUGUGGCCCGCCGACCGACUGAAAGAGAUGAUGGAAGCUGCGAAGGCUAAUAGCGGUCGCAAGAGUCUUGACAAUAUAGCAACGAGCUUAGAGACCCAUUUGGAGACCUAUACUGCGCUUUCGUGCCUCAUUUGUGGCGCUAUCGAAUGCCAAACUCAUGGCGCUUAUCAAAAGGACUCCGAUGACGAUACGGAGCAGGCGUUCAAGAAGCAAAUCUCAAUGCCACCAAAGGAACUCAUACGACUAUAUGAAGAGCACCUUGCCAAUAACCCUAAGAGCAAUGAUAUCAUAGAUACAUAUGGAGAGCCUUGUGGCGAGGAAUGUCAUCUAGCAAUGGACUCUUACCCUACGUACCCGGAAUUUACUCAGAAGAGCAUUGAAGACCUUCGCAAUAUGCUCUUCGGUUGGGAAGAAAAACUUUCCCGCUCGUGCGAUAUCUCACUUGGAAUGGAAAGUCCUUGCUGGCAAGUCUUCCUUGAAAUCGAGAAGAUCGAGCUUGGGCGCGAGAUGAGAACACCAGAGGAACCAUUAGCUGGUAGGGCAAAGCGCCCAAACUGGUAUGACAACAAGCGCAAAGAGCUUAAGGCUGGGUUUGAGGAUAUGACGAGUGCUCAUCUCCACCAAGAGAGAUCUCAAAUCAAUCCGUGUGCACACACAGGCCGCCCCUGCGAUGCAGACUGUCCGUGUGCCAAAGCAGACAUCCUAUGCGAAAGCAUGUGUAGCUGCCUGGAUGACUGCCCUAGAAAGUUCACUGGAUGCCCUUGCUCUCUAUAUGGACGUCCUUGCUCUAGUGAUAGUUGCAUCUGCAUUCAGAUGAACCGGGAAUGCGGACCACAAUGCGCUAAAUGUGGUGCAGUCGAGCGUCUCGACCCUCGGAAUAAGUAUAAUGAUGCAUUGUUUACAACGGGCUGCCAAAACAUAGCAUUGUCUCGAGGUGUCGCGAAAAGCUUAAUUAUGGGUGAGAGUCAGCUUGAAGGUACUGGUUUUGGUCUAUAUGCCGCAGAGCCUAUUCGUAAGGGCGAAUUCCUGAGCGAGUAUGGCGGCGAGAUCAUAUCUACCGAUGAGGCAGAGCGCCGUGGUAUCAUCUACGACCGGAAAUUUCUAUCUUUUCUUUUUGACCUCAAUGGUGACUGGGCUAUUGAUGCUGCUCGCCUUGGCAAUAAAACCCGUUUUAUCAACCAUGCUGAUAAUGACAAAGACGGCCUGAACUGCGAAGCAAAGAUCCUCUUCGUCAAUGGCGAACAUCGAAUUAAAUUCCUGGCCCUCCGUGAUAUACGUGAAGGUGAGGAACUGCUGUUCAAUUACGGAAAGAAGUUCGCAGAUAAGCACGGUCUGAACAAAAAGCUACCGAAAAUAAAAGAAGGCGCCAAGAAAGGCGUCGUGGUUGACGACGCACUUGAUGCACUUGAUGGCGUCGAUUCGCGGCGCAAAGGCACGAAUUCCAAAGGUAAUAUGACGGGUAUGAAUCGUGGUCGUGGUAGAGGUAGAGGGCGUGGUAGAGCUAGGAAGAGCGCCCCGACUCGAGACAUGGCCAAGAAGUUAGAGAGUGAGCCAGAGCCAGAAAUAGAGGAAGAGGAAGAGGAUGAGGAUGAGGAUGAAGAGAUGGCAGAUGUUCCUGCUGAUGUUGAUGAUGAAGAGGAUGAUUAUGAAGAAGACGAGGACGGGCCGCGGAAUUUCAGACCGAGACGCAGGAAGACGAAGCCUUUGCGGUAUACGCGCUAG